This is a messenger RNA of Linum tenue, 1126 nucleotides long. Lineage: Eukaryota; Viridiplantae; Streptophyta; Magnoliopsida; Malpighiales; Linaceae. The record is from the annotation of a GenBank genome assembly.
CUUCUCUCUCUGCCUUCCUCCUUCUAAGAGGGAGCUCAUCGUCGGUGGCGACGAGAAGCUUCCCCGCGACCUAACUUCCCGUUCACGGCCUUUGGCGUCUUUCGUCGGCCGGGCAUCUCUAUACACGUAUUUGUUUUGUAUAUAGUACUUUAUUUAUUUAAUUAAAUAAAUUGUUUUUAAAGAUGAUGAGGAGCAUGCACAUGGGGAACUCCGCCCCGGCGAGAGGCAUAGCUGCCAUCGUCGGCGUUGGGCCCAAGCUGGGCCGCUCCGUGGCCCGGAAGUUCGCCCACGAAGGCUACACCGUCGCCAUCCUCGCCCGCGACCUCGGGAGGCUGUCGAUGUUCGCGGAGGAGAUAGCGCGGGAGGAGAAGGCCCAAGUGUUUGCAAUCAGAAUAGACUGCUCCGACUCCAGGAGCAUCAGGGAGGCCUUCGAGGGCGUUCUCUCGCUCGGCUUCGUCGAAGUUCUCGUCUACAAUGCCUACUGCCCGGCUGCCUUGCAGCCCACCAACUUCGCCGACGUGUCUCUCGCCGCCUUCGAGCGGUCCCUCGCCGUCUCCUCCGUCGGCGCCUUCCUCUGCGCUCAACAGGUUCUUCCAGGAAUGGUGGAGAGAAGGAAAGGGACGAUUCUGUUCACAGGUUGCGCGGCUUCACUAAACGGGAUUCCUGGAUUCUCUGAUCUAUGUACGUAAGGGCGCCAAAGAUUCAAUCAAUCAUUAUAUAGCUUUUUACAUAGCACGUUGUGGGAAGUUUGCACUGAGAGGCCUGUCGCAGUGCCUGGCCAGAGAGUUCCAAGCCCUUGGGGUGCAUAUUGCACAUGUUGUCAUCGAUGGUCUGGUUGGCUCACCUAGGGGACCAUCGUCGACGUCGCCGUCGACAGGCAGUACCACCGGCGGUGGUUGGUGGCAGAGGACGGCGGUGGUUGGGGAGCAAUUAGUACAACAACAGCAACAAGUAGUCGAAGGAGAAGUGGUAGUGGACGGUGGCGGGCCACCGGAGCCAAUGAUGAUGAUGGACCCGGACUCUUUGGCCCAAACCUACUGGCAUUUGCACGUCCAGGACAGGACGUGUUGGACCCAAGAGAUCGACCUCCGCCCUUCCCACUCUCAACAGUGACGCCAGCCGGCCC